UGUUAGGAUUGGUACACGCAUAAAAUUCUUGUCAUUGUAUAAAUGUCUACACUCUUCUUCAACAAAAGUGGAUGUUUGUAUGAUAUAGACUAUAAUAAGACCUGCACAAUUUUUUUUCUUUAAAGUUGUCUGUACAGCUAGAUCUGGUAUACAUAUACAAAAUGGUAAUCAUGAGAUAUGAGAAAUACUAGAUCUACAGAGUAUAGGAUAUAGAUUAUGAGUUGCACUGCAGUACUCGGUAGGCGAUCAAUAUAUUUAUUGACUAUUUCCGUAUGUACUGAGGAACUUUUUUUGAAACCAUGUUACCUGUCUGAAGAAGUACAGAAUAGUCCAGGAGCCUAAGACUGGUAGAAAGAUAAUUCUUGUCUCUGUGAGGUCUGCUGUCACCAGCCUACUACAACAGGGGGUGAAAUGUAUUUGGUCUCCGUAUGUCGGCCAUCCUGUCUGGCAGUGCUGCGCUAUUGCAUUGUGAUCUCAAUCAGAUUGAAGAGCUCCUCUCAGAGUCAGCCACAUUACUGGACAAUGGGUUUCUUUAUUUUGCUUAGCCACGACAGUCUUCAGCUGGAUUCCUGCACCAAUGAUCACUACGGCCCUGACUGCAGAUUUCAAUGCAAGUGCAAGACAGGAUGUUCGGCUUCAGGGGAAUGUCAAACAGACGGCGUUUGCAAAAAUGGAUAUUUUGGAUAUCUAUGCCAGUUCCGUGACCUGGCAUUUCUUAAAACUGAACAGGAUAUGCCGAUACUCACAGAUAAUGAUGACCAAACCUGUGUCAGUGACGACACGCUAAACAGGGCGACCGUAUCAAUGGUGACUGGUCGGUUCUCAUAUUUUCGAUUGGUGAUAAAAGAAGCAAUGCACAAAUCUCUAGAUACCAUAAGUUUCGUACUAAAAAAUGCAGACGAGAAAGUCUCAUGUGAACGUGAAACGUAUAACGUCACUAUAGUCGCUCACAUUAAAGAUUACUACUGUUCAACAGCGACCGAUGUGACGUCCCUCGAGGUGGUCGGAGCUGGUGUGUCAUCACUUUGCACAGUGAACAUUGGUGGAGGUCGUAAUUUGGCCAUAAAAAGCAAAUUUAGCUUGUCGUCUGUAUCUUCAUACCCUCAAACCAAUGGAGAAGCAGGUGUGGAUGGAUUCUACCCGACAGACCCAACGUUUGAUUCUGAAACCUGUUUCUAUGCUAACGGGAGUGAGGAUACCUAUGACUUUCUGGUCUUGUUCAAAAUGCCAGUGUUGAUCGAUUACUUUAUACUCAUCAACAGACGAGAGACUGACAGUGUCAAAUAUUUGGCUAAUUUAGAAAUCAUAACUUAUGACGCGUACAAUGGUACAGUCAUGAGAUAUACGCAGGUCGGCGACCCGUCACAAGGAAACGGAGUCUACACUAUUAAGCACAGUUCAAAGAACGUUCCUAUCUCAAUGUUUCGACUAGAAAAUAAAACUCUACUACAGUUCUGUGAGAUAGAGGCCUAUGGAGAGUGUCAAUACGGAUGCUAUGGAUUGGAUUGCACCAAAAUAUGCAGUGAUAAAUGCACAGACGUAGCCUGUGAACUGAAUGGAAGAUGUCGGGAGUGUAACGAUGGCUAUUUCGGGGAUACAUGCGACCAAGCUUGUGGCCGUUGCGCCAAAAACAGGUUCUGCCUAAAAUUAAAUGGUUCAUGUUUUGAUGGAUGCCAACCUGGAUUUUACCCGCCAGUCUGUAAAAAAGAAUGUGUAGCCGGGAUGUACGGCUUAGACUGCAGCACUCCCUGCAAUAGUAACUGCCCGAGAGAUUGCACCAAGGAUAUGGGUCAGUGCUCGAAAUGUUUAGCAGGAAAAUAUGGAAGCAACUGCGAAUUAGAUUGCUCUCCACACUGCGUCGAUAAAAGUUGCGAUGCCAUGACUGGUCAUUGUACUUCCGGUUGUACAAAAGGAUUCUGGGAUUCAACGUGUACCACUUCGUGUUCCAAUUGUCUUGAAGGAGAGUGUGACCAGCUAAAUUUAAACUGCACCAAAGGAUGUGUAGAAGGAUAUGAAGGAGCGGAUUGCUCUAAGGCACUAUCGUCUUCCGAUGAAAGCUUGAUUAAUACAUAUUACAUCCUGAUUGCAGCCAGUUGUAUUUCCGCAGUGUUUCUUCUGACAGGAUUACUUCUAAGAAUGAAGCCGACACCAGUACCAUUAAUAGACGAACAUUAAAAAUACUACCGACACGACUACGUUGACUUGUUUUAGUUUUCCUAAUGUUUUUGUUUUUUAAAUGAAUCAGAUCAUGAACUAAUUUGUUUACACACACUCUUGGUUUACGUUGUCCGUCAUUUUGUUAUCGAUUUUAUUGUUAAAGUGGGUCUUGUAAGUGGGUCAUGUAAGUGGGUCAUGUAAACAUUAUUUAGGUCUGCGUAAAAUAUACACGUUUUCUUAUAAACUUAAUGAUGUUGUAAUUAUGUGUGUAUAUUUAGUUCAGUAUGAGAUAGCCAUUGCUCUGAGCGUGUCGAUUGUUCUUAAGGUAUGUCAUUAGGUCUAGGCUGACAUUUGUAAAAACCUAUUUGGUUUUCGACCUGUCGUUAUUUUGUUAUUUAAAAUAAUUAAAUGAAAUAAUAAAUUCAA
Messenger RNA from Biomphalaria glabrata, 2583 nucleotides. Its product is annotated as cell death abnormality protein 1-like. Bases 412 to 2175 code for a protein of 587 amino acids. The record is from RefSeq and is a predicted model, not a curated record. NCBI's taxonomy places the organism in Eukaryota, Metazoa, Mollusca, Gastropoda, Planorbidae. The transcript is spliced from 14 exons.